Messenger RNA from Williopsis jadinii, 1350 nucleotides. It is a transcript of the gene NAB2, whose product is annotated as mRNA-binding protein NAB2. The annotation marks the transcript as partial. Gene Ontology annotation, molecular function: zinc ion binding; poly(A) binding. Gene Ontology annotation, biological process: regulation of mRNA stability. Lineage: Eukaryota; Fungi; Ascomycota; Saccharomycetes; Phaffomycetales; Wickerhamomycetaceae. The transcript has a single exon. Gene Ontology annotation, cellular component: cytoplasm; nucleus. The record is from RefSeq and is a predicted model, not a curated record.
GAGAGUGAAAGGGAGGACUUCCAAAGAUACAUUGCCGAGCAGCUAUCGCUGGUUCCCGGAUUUGACGAAGAUAUCAAGGAGAUUGCCGAGUACAUUGCGUUGUUGGUAAACAACGGUAGACCCUUAGAAGAGACGCUCUCGCAAUUGAACGACCUCUUUGGCAAUCAUGACCUUAGACAGACCUUGGAGAACGUGUACAAGGCUUUGGAAACGUUUAAUCAGCAGAAGCUUGCAGCAUCAACUCAGCAACCAGUGCAAGGAGCUCAGGAUGUGGUAUUAGAUGCACCAGUAGGGCAAGACAGACUACAGCAGCAACAACAACAACAGCAGCAGCAACAAGUAUCAAAUACACAAGAUGAAGAACCGGACUUGAUUCUAGGUAACAGACCAACAAGGUCAUUACCAACUAAGCCUGCUUCUUACUCCCGUGGCGGGUACGGCGUGUCAAAGAAUGGUAGAGGUGGGUUCAGAAAUAAUAACAACAGCAACACUAGAAACUUUGCAUUCAAGAACCAGGAAGCCAUUGCCAAGGCUUUGAACUUGUCAGCACUGGCUGGAAGUGAUGCUUAUAUCAACGCAAAAGGACAGAUCAAAAAGAAAGGUCGCUGUGAUAAGUUCCCACAUUGUCCCUUGGGCAAGAACUGUAUGUAUGCACAUCCUUCCACCUUAUGUUUCCGUUUCCAAGAGGGAAAGUGUGAAAACGCACCAGGAACGUGUAAUUACCUCCAUCCAGGCGAAGAUGAUGCCCUUAUUGAAGAAUGGAACAAAGUUAAAGAGUUUUACCAGGAGAAGAGAAGCAAAGCCAUACAAAACCAGGUAGGGUUAACCUUGUGUAAGUUUGGUGUCACAUGCUCAAAUCAACAAUGUCCAUUUGGCCAUCCAACACCAGCCAAUGAAGAUGCAAAGGUGAUAACCUUGGAAUGGUGCCCUGAAAACCUUAACUGUUCAAACCCAAGCUGUACAAAGGCACAUUCAUCCUUGUCCAAGAUUAGAGAGGUGAAACCUUUCAAACAACAGGUACCACAACAACAGGCACCACAGGAGAGAUCCCUUGCAGCCUGUAAAUUCGGAAUGAACUGUACCAAUCGUCAUUGCAAGUUCCGUCAUGCUACAUCACCAGUAUUAUGCCGUGACGGUGCAAACUGCACAAGAAUUGAUUGCUACUUCUCUCACCCAAUUGAUGAAGAGUGUCGUUUUGGUGAACAGUGUAAGAAUCCAAAAUGCCUGUUCCAGCACCCAAACGGUAAAGCCCAAACUGCAGUCCCAGCUAAGAACUUGACUUGGACUAAAACUAAUGAGAGACAAUUUGCUGUUCCUGAUGAUCAAGUUUUAGAAACUGCGCCUGCACAA